Messenger RNA from Gallus gallus (chicken), 7823 nucleotides. RefSeq names its product kelch like family member 31 (gene KLHL31). Bases 225 to 2132 code for a protein of 635 amino acids. Gene Ontology annotation, cellular component: cytoplasm; nucleus. The record is from RefSeq and is a predicted model, not a curated record. NCBI's taxonomy places the organism in Eukaryota, Metazoa, Chordata, Aves, Galliformes, Phasianidae. Gene Ontology annotation, molecular function: protein binding. The transcript is spliced from 3 exons. Gene Ontology annotation, biological process: negative regulation of protein phosphorylation.
GGUCUCUUUUGCUCACUGUGACAGCAAAGGGUCACAGUAGAAACCACAAGCUGGGACUUACCAGGUGGCCUCUGAUCUUCCUCUCUUCUUUUCAUCACCUUUCCUCUCUUUUGUCUUCUCAUUUUUCCUAGGAAGAGGCAAUUUCACUGGCAGCUUCUUGGACAGCUCUGAGACAACAUAUUUCUGAGGAGGCGAGCUCUUGGCUGUAAUAUUUCAUUGCAGUCAUGGCACCUAAGAAGAAGAACGUGAAGAAGAACAAAGCAGCAGAUAUCAGUGAAAUGACUAUCAUUGUGGAAGAUGGCCCCCUCAGUAAACUAAAUGGCUUGAAUGGACUCUUAGAUGGAGGCAAUGGUUUCAGCUGCGUCUCAUCUGAAGUUUCUGACCCGUCAUAUAGCCCAAAUCUCUUGGAAGGUCUAAGCAGAAUGAGACUAGAAAAUUUUCUUUGUGACUUGACUAUCAGUACCAAAACCAAAUCUUUCAAUGUUCAUAAGGUGGUGAUGGCUUCAAUCAGUGACUACUUUCACAACAUCUUAAAGAAAGAUCCAUCCACUCAAAGAGUAGACCUCAAUGAUGUAUCCCCAUUGGGUCUAGCUACUGUUAUCACCUAUGCUUACACUGGAAAGCUCACUCUCUCACUUUAUACAAUAGGUAGUAUUAUUUCCACCGCGAUUUAUCUUCAGAUUCACACCCUUGUAAAGAUGUGCUGUGAUUUUCUAACCCAAGAAAUCAGUGUUGAGAAUUGUAUGUAUAUUGCCAAUAUUGCAGAAACGUACGGACUAAAAACAACCAAGGAAGCUGCACACAAAUUUAUUAGAGACAACUUCAUUGAAUUUUCAGAAACAGAUCAGUUCUUAAAACUCACUUUUGAUCAGAUUAAUGAACUUCUUGCAGAUGAUGACUUGCAGUUGCCUUCUGAAAUUGUUGCAUUCCAGAUUGCAAUAAAAUGGCUGGAAUUUGACCAAAAAAGAGUAAAGUUUGCUGCUGAUCUCUUAGGUAACAUUCGUUUUGGUACUAUCUCAGCUCAAGACCUCGUCAAUUAUGUCCAAACUGUUCCGAGAAUGAUGCAAGAUGCAGAUUGCCAUAAACUCCUGGUAGAUGCCAUGAACUAUCAUUUGCUUCCCUAUCAUCAGAAUACACUUCAGUCUAGAAGAACAAGGAUUCGUGGAGGAUUCAGAGUGUUAGUUACUGUUGGUGGACGCCCUGCUUUAACAGAAAAGUCUCUUAGCAGAGACAUCUUGUACAGAGAUCCUGAAAAUGGAUGGAAGAAGCUUAGUGAAAUGCCCGCUAAAAGUUUUAACCAGUGCGUGACGGUGAUGGAUGGGUUUCUCUACGUGGCCGGUGGGGAAGACCAGAAUGAUGCCAGGAACCAAGCCAAGCAUGCAGUCAGCAACUUCUGCAGAUACGAUCCUCGUUUCAACACCUGGAUUCACCUGGCAAAUAUGAAUCAGAAGCGCACCCACUUCAGCCUGAAUGUAUUCAAUGGCCUCCUUUUUGCAGUGGGUGGUCGCAACUUGGAGGGUUGUCUCUCCUCGAUGGAGUGCUACGUGCCUGCAACUAAUCAGUGGCAGAUGAAGGCACCCCUGGAGGUGCCCAGGUGCUGCCAUGCCAGUGCUGUGGUGGAUGGUAGGAUCCUGGUCACGGGAGGUUACAUUAAUAAUGCUUACUCUCGUUCAGUGUGCAUGUAUGACCCCAGCAAUGAUAGCUGGCAAGAUAAGUCCAGUCUUAGCACCCCACGAGGGUGGCACUGUGCCGUGUCCCUGCUGGAGAGGGUCUAUGUCAUGGGUGGGUCUCAACUGGGGGGGAGAGGGGAAAGGGUCGACGUUCUCCCUGUGGAGUGUUACAGCCCUUACACAGGGCAGUGGAGUUAUGUGGCACCCCUUCAAACUGGAGUUAGCACAGCCGGUGCUUCGAUGCUGGAUGGGAAAAUUUACUUAGUGGGGGGCUGGAAUGAGAUAGAGAAAAAAUAUAAGAAGUGCAUUCAGUGCUAUAACCCAGAUCUCAAUGAGUGGACGGAGGAAGACGAGCUGCCUGAAGCCACUGUGGGAGUAUCCUGUUGUACUAUAUCCAUGCCCAACACCAAGACAAGGGAGUCCAGAGCAAGCUCAGUCUCUUCUGUACCAGUCAGUAUUUAAAUACUGGUCAAACCAGCAACCAGUACAAAUGUUUACCAGCAUAGCAGUAUAAUUAACCCUUUAAGUAGCAUUUAUGAGCUUAUACAGAAAAAACAACAACAACAAUUGGCUUUGCAACAGGAUCAACGCUGCAAAUUUGCCAGUUUUCAUGACCUUUAAGACCUUUUGUGACCUUGUGAAACAACCUAUUAGGGAAAAGAUGAAUUUUCUUAGCAGGAAGAGAGUUAAGCCAUAACUGCAGAGGGAAUUUCAUUCUGUUCCUGACUUUGCCACUGACUCACUGUGUUAUCUGUGGCAAAUCCUUUACUUUCUUUGUGCCUCGGUUUCCUUACCUGUAAAAUAGAGAUAAAUUUGCUUCAGAAGACUGUUGUGAGGCUUUUUUUAAUACUGAAUUUUAAAUGCUUUCUGAACUCAACAUGAAAGUCAAACAUUGGUAGUGAUAAAUCUCAACAGAAAUUAGAAGUGUGCCAUGUCAACAUAAAAUUGGUCAGUUUUGUUAUUUUUUAAGCUUUUUGUAUUUUGAGAAACAAAAAAAAAAAAAGAAAGAAAAAAAGAAAAAAGAAAGAAAAAAACCAAAAAACCUGCCUAUAGCAUCUGCAUACUUUACUUUUUGGAGCAGAGAUAUACACAGAAAAUUUUUCAAAACUUUUUCUCCUUCAGAAGCUGGUAAGAGAUCCCUAUCUUCUGCAUGAGAGCCUUUCAUUCUCUUAUCUGAUGCUGUAACAUGGAUUUUAAGACCGGAAUCCAUGAAAUAUGUUAGCUUCUGUAGGCAUUAUGUCCAGCUCCGAGGUCUUCCUUGGGUGCUAUGUUGCUUUCCUGGCCUCCAUGUCUACACCAUGGAGUACACAACCUCCUCCUCCUCCUCAUGCCAGGGAGACUCUCCCGUUGCUCCAGACGGAAGACAUGAAGGCCAUCCAGCGUGUUUCCUCCUGCCCCUACUCUCCCCCACCUUUGUAGAAAUGUACCUCUGGGUUGUCUUCCCCUCUGAGAAGGCCCGUGCCCAUGCGAAGCCAGGAGGUGCCACAACAGGGACAAAGUCUGGAAACUGAGUUCAUGCCAGGAGGCAACGAGGGCUAAAUGGUAUCUCAGGGUGGAGAAAGUGCAUGGAGCGUCUCUCCUACUCUGUACUGUUCUGAAAAAGAAAAAUUCCCUGUGAGGUGAUGAACAAAGAUUAAACGAAGACUGCAGGAUCUGAUUUUAAGCAUAGGAUAUAUGUGUGGAAAGGCAUGAAUCAUGGGAAACUAGAUGAAAUCAAAGAGACUUAAUAGUAACAAAGAGAGAUCUUAACACUUUUCUUACCAGGUGUAGGCACAACAUCACACAAACUAACAUUUUUCUUGACAUACCAUGAAGAAUCUCCUUUUGAAUUCUUUGCUAGAGCCCCGGUUAUGUUCUGGGGAGCUCUCAGUCACGUUCUCCCAGGGCUAGACUAAUGCUGUGCUUGUUGAAGCCUGUGGAGUUUCACCAGUGAGUGAAGUCUCUGCUUAACUCAGAUUAAUUUCCAAGAACUCUUUUUUUUUCCUAAUCUCAGCAGUCAGUGGAGGAAUUAAGUAUGAUACCUAAUCCUAUUCAUGUAGUCAAAGGGAUAUGCAGCUCACAGUCCCCAGAGGAUUUGAUUCUGAAGGACUGCUGUCAGUAUGACAUGUCUACAUCCUUCUGUUUGAGAAGGAAAGAAGCAAAACUAGAUAAUAAAAUGAUUUAAUAUAACCAAAAGGGUAACAAUUCCCUUAACAGAUAUGGUAAUUUAUCUCAUUUGCAAAAGAGAAAUGCUGUAAAAUUGUCUAUGUACAGACUUUGCUGAGACAAGCAUUUAAAGGACUCUCCUACUCAGUGCUUUGUAGCUUUGUUACAACUCCUUACUGAGCAUGACACAGUUUUUAUUAGAGAUGAAGUAAUUCACGCUGUCCUUUGUGAUUACACUGAAUGGUAUUUGGUCCUAUUUUCCAGUUCUAACUCGGAAUUCACAUCUGCAUCCUGACUUUUAAUUUAAAUUUAAAUCCCAAAUUCAGCAUCUGAGUACUGCUUGCUAUUAGAAUACACUGCAUCUCAGUGACCUGUAAUCAGAGUGCCAGUCAGUUUGUUUUGGUUAAUUUGAUUUGCAUAUAGUUAUCCUUUACCUUGUCUAAUCCAAAUGAGUAGCAAUUCAUACCCAGUCACAGAACAAAAGAUGGAAUUGUGUAACAGAGUAGGGUUUCUGUGUUUUAAAUACAAAAACACUGUUCCUGCCCUCUCCAGUCAAAAACAUUCUCAUGGGUGAGAGCAACAUUUCUCCUUUCUCAAAGUCAUGAUCAUGUUUUCCAUAUGAAAAUAUUUAAGAUGCUAUUUGAAAAAUCCUUCUGCUCCAAUAGUUUUUGCCAAAUUACGCUAUAACUGUAGUUGCUUAUCCAUCCAGAUCAAGGAAGAAACAAAUUCACUUAUAUCUGUGUAUAUAUGCUAGUUAUUUAGUGCUUCCAGGGUACCCACUGAGAAGGUAUUUAAGAAUUGAAUAAAUAAUCUUUUGGCCUCAGAUAAAUAUGGGAUAAAAUUCUGUCAUAUAAGCAUCUCUUUUUUCCCUUUAGGAAUUCAGGUCCCACAUGAUACUAGUAGUCAGAUGUUGCUGCAUGCUUUCCUCCUUCGCGAACCAACACUUUCUAUACUUCAAUACCAAUCUUCUGUUUUUGGAUAUAAAUUUAUUUGUGAAUGAUGGGCUAAGUGCAAUGAAACUACUCUCGUACUACUUAAAGGGUUAAAAACACUGGGGGCCAAAUCCUUUUCAUCUUACUCACACAAAAAAAAAAGUUCCACUGACUUCACUGGGACUACUGAAUAAGAUGUAGAGGAUUUAAAACUCUUGGCCAAAUUCUGGCAGAACAAUACGUAUGGAUGCCUGCAAAACUAUCAUACCCAGAGGGAAGAUUGACCUCUCAGCCCUCACCGCCCUUGGCCACAGAAAGUCUAUAAGGAAGUGUCCUAGGACAGGAGUCAAGCACCGCUGGCCAUGUGUUUCUUCCAUUGCACAAACUAGGUACACACUAUAGGCAAAAAAUCUUAGGUAGAUCAAUAAAAGGCAUUGUUAUCAUUAUGGCACUUCAGAGUGGCUUUGUAUUUUCAUUACUUUCUGUAAACAUCUGUUUAGGUUUCAACUGCACAUUGAGCCAGGAUUUGGCCCUUAAUAUGUGACAAUAUCAGCUGAACUUAAUAUUUUUGUGAUCAUACCAAUGUACUGAGCUAAUUGUGACAUUUUUAUGUAUGAUCUCAUUUUGUUAGAACUGCAAAAAGUGGUUUGUAUGUUAUGUGUUAUGGGACGGUGUUUUCUCAUUGUUCAGUACCAUAUUUUCAAUCUCCAAAUAUUUAAUAAGAAAACCUCAGUUGAACUUGAAUUAUUGUGUAUCCCAGAAAGAAAAUGUUAAAAGCAGUUUAGGAAGUACUGUAUGCAAUGAUAUUAAGUACAGUAGAACUUCCAACCAUAUUAGACACGGGUUGCUAAAAUGCUACAAGGGUCUUUAACGCUAUAGUAAUAUUGAAAGAAAUAAUAAUGUUGUCUUCAAAGUUCCUUAUGCCCAUGCAUAUAUAGUCUACAACAUCCAUGAUUCCAAGGAAUUGAAAUCUGAAAAUGAUCUCUCUUCAGUCUGUGAGUUAAACAAUUUGAUAACAUUUAGUUUUCUUGUUUAAUAGUGUUUGUAUAGAUGCAUGGGAGAGUGUGUUGUAAGGUUGUGAGUGAGGAGCUUACUGUUGGAAAGUGGUGCUGAAAGGGAGAUUUUGUGCAUAGUUCUUAACCACGAUGAGACCGUGACCAUUCCUGAAGUUAACCUGUAAGAUCAUCUAUGGAUGAGUCAAGAGUCCACUAAGCUUAGGUGCCAACUUCUAGCUGAUCAGAGAGGGGAGUAGUCAAAAUUAGCAUCAACCAAAACUACAAGGUGUUAAAAAGUGUUGUGUGUUGAGCUUUUUAAAUGGCAGUUCUUGCAGGAAAAAGUACGUGAUUAAUUAAAUGACUGAUGGCCAUCCUUUACAUUAUCCUUAAGCCUAGAUUCACUGAUCCUACAGCUUUAACUCUUUCAAAACCCAUGAUGGGUUUAGGGGGACUUUUUCCCUAGUAACAAAAAUGAGUUUCUAGCUGCAAAACCAGCAGUCAUAAAUACAGUUGUAUGAGCACGUAUCCCAUUUUGAAUACAGUGGGGCCUCUCUUAUAUACAUAUAUAUGUAUUAUGUAUAUUCUCAUGCUCUAAUGUUUGGAAAAGUAAAUUACAAGAACUAAAUGCAUGAGUACAUAAUAAUGAAUAUAUAUUAAAGGCCAACAUGGAGGUAUCAGAUCAGUGUUCAGUAUUACCUUUCAAAUACCUACAUUUACCGUACAUACAAAUGAAAUUUUUACAGACUAUAUUUCCCCAGUGAAAUCCUGUGUAGGCUUUGAGGUUUUCUGUGCAACACACAGGACUGGAGAUGCGAGAAGAUCCAGACAUUGGAAAGCAGAAGAUGGAGCCCCUUAGCACAGUCAGGAGAUUAAGAUUUUGAUGCCAUUUCUCAAGGAUGUUUGAGGAAUACAUGCUGGAAGGAAAUAUGUGCUUCAACACACACCUUUCCAUAAGCAGCCUUUGUGUUACAUAACUGAAAUUGGCCAACGUUUCUUAUGAAAGCCAAGUCUCAGUUUUCUAUUGACUCUAAUUUCCAUUCUCAGUUGAAUAGAAUUUUCAACUCACUGUAACCUGGGCUUACCCAAGCCAGGAAAUAUUUUUGGAGCUCUGAAUCUACCUGCCUGGAGAAUGCAGCUGAAGCCAAUAGUCCUUCAACAGUCUCCUGACAUUUUUGCAAUGAAUCUUCUCAUCCUUUUGCCAAAGAUCUGCUUUAUGCAAGUAAUCAAAAAUAUUUUCAUGAACAGAUUUGUACUCUGAUUCCUCCAUGCAGGAGGAGAAUCUCAUCCCUUUUUAUUUUCUACUUUUUUGUCCAUUGCUGAGUGAUUCCCUCACAAGCAACCAAAGCAGAUGCUUAUUGUGCACAGAUACAUACAGUUCAUAAAAGCUCAUCUGUGAAUCUAAUUUUAAAAAAAUCUCUUUGCUGGUGGCUGUGGUAAAGAAAAGGUCAUAUUCUGGAAUGCCUGCUGGGAAAAAAAAGGUGAACAAUGAGUCACAGGUACUCGUUUUUAAAAUGUGGCACUGCUAAGAGCUCUAUUCCCAGUAGUUCCCUAAAAGGCAAAGGAAAAUACAUGCGAUUCUGUAUAGUCUGAGUGAGAGAUUCAGAUAACAUCAGAUGAGGUUUGCCAUGCAAAAUACUAGUACGUUCAUUGGUUUCUCAAUGGAAAUUAAAUUUUCAGUAAAAAUAUAGACAGUAAACUUAGAAGGAAUGCAUCAUAAAUAUCGGUUGGUAAGAAUGGGCGCACACCCAUUGAGAUACACUGGGUGUUACUCUGGCUGCUGCCUUGGCAGUUUUGUUGUCAACAAGUUAAAAAGAUAAUUUAUUUGUGUAAAGCAUUUCCCUGGCUUGUAAGUGUUAGACAUACUGCUAUACAAAUAGGUUUUCUAAUUAUACACUGUAAGGAUGAACUGUGAUAACACGUGGGAACAUAUUUCAACAGAAAAAUCUAUACAUGUAAUGUGAGAAUGUUACUACUUAAAAAUUAAAAUUUGUGGUGCAGCAGUUGUUAAGUGGAAUAAAACAGCAUGUCAGUAUUUUUCAUUGUAUGCUUCAAAUAAAACUGUUGACACAUAGGACGAAUUA